AUAACGCCUUUUAAUUGGUAGAUUCGUGAAGAUGACUAAAGCCAAGUGAACGACGUCGUUUCAUGUUGUUUUCGACAAUGUUUUCAUCUUCGAUUAGGUUAAUCGUAUCUGGGUUCCACCGGACUGAAACCCUAAAAUCGCCGUUAAAUCCUACGAGCGUCUUCGUCUCCGCACCUAAAUUCUUCAAUUCAGAGUCGAAUUCGAUGGGACCUGGUUCGAGAUCCGUCGCGAUGAGCAGCGCUGAGAAAACCGGGUCGGGUUCGGGGGCAAUCGAGAGUCGAGCGAGCAGGAUGAGAGAGAAGCUUCAGAAAGAGCUCGAACCAGUGGAGUUAGUGAUCGAAGAUGUCUCGUAUCAGCACGCUGGUCACGCCGGGAUGAAAGGUAGAACCGACGGAGAGACGCAUUUCAACGUGAAGAUCGUUUCGAAAGGGUUCCAAGGUAUGAAUCUGGUGAAGAGGCAUAGGUUAGUCUACGAUUUGCUCAGGGAAGAGCUGGAUACUGGAUUACACGCUCUUUCUAUAGUCUCUAAGACCCCGUCUGAGUCUCCUCCUCCUUAAUUGAUUGAUGCUUUAUAGAAUUUGUUGUUACAACCAACUCUUUUUUUUAAUUCAAAGAUUGGAUUUUCCUCAUCGAAGGCUCUGUUUUAGAUUUGAUGGGUGUGAGUUGUUGUUUCUGGAUUUGAGUUUUGCUUUUGGAUGGUAGGUGCUUCAAACUUCAAACAAAGACACUUGCUUUUAGUUCAAUUCGAGUUCUGUGUGUUUUUUUGAAAGCAAAACUAUAUGGUUCAUGAAAUGAUCUGAAGGAAUCAAAGAGUUUGUUGUUGAUGA
Messenger RNA from Camelina sativa (false flax), 827 nucleotides. Its product is annotated as protein BOLA1, chloroplastic. NCBI's taxonomy places the organism in Eukaryota, Viridiplantae, Streptophyta, Magnoliopsida, Brassicales, Brassicaceae. Gene Ontology annotation, cellular component: chloroplast. The record is from RefSeq and is a predicted model, not a curated record. Gene Ontology annotation, biological process: iron-sulfur cluster assembly.